This is a messenger RNA of Neospora caninum, 3123 nucleotides long. RefSeq lists its product as hypothetical. The transcript is spliced from 9 exons. Gene Ontology annotation, molecular function: RNA binding. Gene Ontology annotation, cellular component: intracellular anatomical structure; catalytic step 2 spliceosome. The record is from RefSeq and is a predicted model, not a curated record. NCBI's taxonomy places the organism in Eukaryota, Apicomplexa, Conoidasida, Eucoccidiorida, Sarcocystidae. Bases 1 to 3123 code for a protein of 1040 amino acids.
AUGGGGGAGGCUUCUGGAGGCCUGUCGGCGGCGCGCGUGCGAGAGCUGCUCCACGCCUCGUUGGGUUUCUCAACCCGCGCCGUCGCCGACAUGGUUCUCGACGCGGCUCUCUCGUCUUCGUCUCUUUCUGCUCUCUCUUCUCGCCUCCAAGAAGUCGGACUCACUUCUCCUCAAGCUUCGCGCCUCGCCAGUGUCCUGUUCUCAGAACGCAAUUCUUCUUCCACGUCUUCUUCCGCCGCGUCUUCCACGUCUUCUUCCGCUGCGUCUUCCACGUCUUCUUCCGCUUCUUCUUCUCAUCGCGUGCGAGAUGAGGAACCUCGUUCCCCGUCCCCUGAGGCCAAGCGGGCGCGCGCAGGAGCGGCUGCUUCGCCUGAUGCAGAGCGGAGACUCGCGGAGGAGAGGGACAUUGCAGAGAGAGACGCGUUUGCCGCGCGCCUCCGCGAGCGCGAGGAAGCGUCUUCUAGAAAAGUUGGAUUCGCUCGGAUUCGCCAGGCAGAGCUGGAUCGCGAAGAGACACAUGCGCGCGAAGAAGACGACAAAAGUGCAGAUCUUCGAGAUCCCGUCGCCGUGGUGCUCGAGGCGCGGAAGGGGCGAAACGAGAAGCUGCGAGACAACGAGGAGUACGUGAAGAGACUUCGCGAAGAGGCGCGCAGAACGUACUUAAAGAAACGCGAAGAAGACAGGAUUGAGCUCGCCGAACGGACGCUCAGGGAGAAAGAGUGGAUGUUUGCAGGCGAGAAACUGACCGAGAAGGAACGAAGGGAUUUGGAAGUCGAACGCACCACGCUCGAGAUUGCCAAGACCGUCGUUCGCGAGAGAGAGUCUCACGGAGUCGUCGACGCGUACGUGAUGCCCGACUCCUACGACGAGGACCAAGCCGCGCGUCUGAAUGUGAUGCACCAGAAAUACGUAGAAGCGAAGGAACAUGUCAGCGAACAGCUGUUGGUGGAGCGUCAGAAGGCGUCUCACGCUCGUGCGACGUUCGGCGCCCAGCGAGGCAGAGACACAGAAGCGAAGAGCUAUGCUCUGCUCAACGAGGAAGGCGCUGCAAUCGACUUCGAACUCCUCGAAACACACGGCAAACAACCUCUCGACGACGAGGACUGGAACCUGUCGCGCGAAGAAAAAGAAGAGAAAGCCAGACAAAAGCGCAAACUCGCAAAGCUCUCUCUCCAGGAGGAGCGGAAGAUGCUACCCGUCUACGCCUACCGAACUGAGUUUCUGAAAGCCGUUCGCGAGUACCCUGUCCUUAUUGUGGUUGGGGAAACUGGGAGCGGAAAGACCACGCAAUUGCCCCAAUACCUCUACGAGGUGGGAUACGGAAAGGCCGGGAAAAUCGGGUGCACUCAACCCCGACGCGUUGCCGCGAUGUCCGUCGCUGCGCGAGUCGCGACUGAAGUCGGAUGCAAACUCGGCCUCGAGGUGGGCUACUCGAUUCGCUUCGAGGACUGCACAUCGGACAAGACGGUCCUAAAGUACAUGACAGACGGGAUGCUCCUUCGCGAGUUCCUCACCGAACCAGACCUCGCGAGUUACUCUGUCAUGAUGAUCGACGAGGCGCACGAACGCACGCUGCACACAGACGUCCUCUUCGGUCUCGUAAAAGAUCUGGCCAGAUUUCGGGACGACUUCAAACUGAUCGUUUCCUCUGCGACGCUCGAGGCCGAAAAGUUCUCAGAGUACUUCGACCGUGCUCCGAUCUUUCGGAUUCCUGGGCGGCGCUACCCCGUACAGAUUUACUACACGAAAGCGCCUGAAGCGAACUUCAUCGACGCAACUGUCGUGACCGUUUUGCAGAUUCAUUUAACUCAGCCCCUCGGAGACGUUUUGGUUUUCCUUCCGGGACAACAAGAAAUCGAAGAGGCUCUCGAGGAGCUGGAGAGAAGGGUGCGAGGUCGCGGGACGGACAUCGGCGAGUUGAUUUUGCUGCCGAUUUACUCCACGCUCCCCGGGGAGCUCCAGGCGAAGAUUUUUGAGCCCACGCCGGAGAAGGCGCGGAAAGUCGUUAUCGCCACAAACAUUGCGGAAACUUCGAUUACAAUCGACAACAUCGUCUACGUCAUCGACUGCGGAUUCUGCAAGCAAAACACGUACAGCCCCAAAACCGGCAUGGAGUCGCUGGUUAUCGUCCCUUGUAGCAAGGCUGCAGUGAAUCAGCGUGCAGGCCGCGCGGGGCGUGUGCAACCGGGGCACUGUUUCCGACUCUACACGCGGUUUUCGUACGAGAAGGAAAUGGAAGACGCGAAUAUUCCCGAAAUCCAGAGAACGAGUCUGGGCCACGUCGUCCUCGCGCUGAAGAGUCUCGGCAUCGACGACCUCAUCAACUUUGACUUCAUGGACCCGCCGCCUCCAGAAACACUCAUCAAAGCUCUUGAGCUCUUGUACGCUCUCGCGGCUCUUAACGACAAGGGUCAGUUGACGAAGCUUGGCAGACGCAUGGCCGAGUUUCCCUUGGAACCCAUGUACUCCAAGAUGAUUCUCCAAGGCGAGAAGUACAAAUGCGUCGACGAAUGCAUCACGAUUUGCGCCAUGCUGGGCGUCGGCAACAGCAUCUUCUACCGACCCAAGGACAAGGCGAUGCAUGCAGAUAACGCGCGAAAAAACUUCUUUCGUCCAGGCGGUGACCACCUAACUCUCCUCAACGUCUACAAACAGUGGGAAGAAACUUCUUUUUCUGUCCCCUGGUGCUACGAGAAUUUCGUCCAACACCGAUCCAUUCAGCGCGCGCGGGAUGUCCGGGAACAGCUGCUCGACCUUCUCGACCGAGUCGAGGUGGAACCUUCUUCCGACCCCACGGAUGCAAACGCCAUUCGAAAAGCAGUCACUGCCGGCUUCUUUACCCAGGGCGCUCGAAUGAACCGCAAUGGGACGUACUCCACUAUUAAGCAGCCCCACACGGUGGAGAUUCAUCCCCAGUCGAGUUUGUUUGGCGAGAGCCCAAAGGUCGUCUUAUAUACGGAGUUGGUUUUGACGACGAAAGAGUACAUGCGGAACGUGCUGGAAAUUCGGCCCGAGUGGCUUCUCGAAGUUGCGCCCCACUUUUACCGAGACAAGGAACUGGAGUUGGGGAAAAUGCCGAUCCAGAUGAAGAACGCGCAGAGAGUGAAACAAGAAACGGACUAA